This is a messenger RNA of Sclerotinia sclerotiorum 1980 UF-70, 1572 nucleotides long. RefSeq lists its product as hypothetical. Gene Ontology annotation, cellular component: membrane. Gene Ontology annotation, molecular function: carbohydrate:proton symporter activity. Bases 1 to 1572 code for a protein of 523 amino acids. Lineage: Eukaryota; Fungi; Ascomycota; Leotiomycetes; Helotiales; Sclerotiniaceae. The transcript has 12 exons. The record is from RefSeq and is a predicted model, not a curated record. Gene Ontology annotation, biological process: carbohydrate transport; transmembrane transport.
AUGUCAAACCCAAAGUCGGCAGAAAUAAAUCCUUCCCAGGAAACACAGAAACCGGACACCUUCCCACCUCAACAGCACAUCCACGAACAAGAUGAACUCUCUACGCAUAUCAAAACCGUACAAAAUGUCGCCCUCGCAGACGCGACAGCGAAACAAAAACCUAGUCUAUGGACAUGGCGCAUGGGUCAACUCUCCCUAAUUCUUCUUCUUGCAACACUCAAUGCUGCUGUUAAUGGUUAUGAUGGUAGCGUAAUGGGUUCGAUCAAUUCGUACGCACAGUAUAGGAGUUAUUUUGGAUUUUCGCUCACAGAGGGAACGCCGGCUACGGGCAUUGUUUAUGCGAUUUUUACUAUUGGGAAUUUGGUGGGAGCGGGCUUUGCGGGUCCGGCUGCUGAUUGGAAAGGAAGACGAUGGGGUGUUGGUGCUGCCAUGGGUCCUAGUUCGGCAUUACCUUACGUAAGCGAAAUGGCACACCCAUCAUUUCGUGGUGCUAUGACAGGUGUUUACACUACGUUCUAUUUCGUGGGUGCAAUACCCGGAACAUUCAUACCAUAUGGCACAAGCUAUAUCAAUGGAUCCCAAGCUUGGAGAAUUCCUUUGUGGCUACAGAUGACGUUUUCUGGCAUCGUGUUCGUUUCUGUUUUGUUCUUGCCGGAGAGCCCGCGAUGGCUGAUUGCAAAUGAUCGUCAUGAGGAGGCUCUUGAUAUUAUGGCGAAAUACCACGGAGAAGGCGAUCGUGAUUCCCCCUUAGUGCAACUGGAACUUCGCGAAAUGAUUGAAGAGAUAUCGAAGACGGGUGCCGAUAAACGAUGGUGGGAUUUCAGAGAGUUGUUUGACUCGAGGGAAGUUAAAUAUCGAACUAUGUUGACUUGUGCUAUUGCUUUGUUUGGACAGUGGACUGGUAAUGGUCCUGUUAGUUACUACUACCCGCAAAUGCUAGCAGGUGCCGGAAUCGAGAAUAAUCAUACACAGUUACUUCUGCAAGGAAUGCAAUCCGUGCUCUCUUUCAUCGGUGCCCUAAUAGGAGCAGCCUACACCGACCACUGGGGCCGGCGCCCUCAACUCCUCAUCUCCACAUCCCUCAUCUCCCUCCUCUUCCUCAUAAUCCUAAUCCUCAACGCUCUCAACACCACCACUUCCCCAAGCACCCACAUCACGGUCGCCAAAUCAGCCGCUACAUCCAGCGCCGAAAUCGCCAUGAUAUUCCUAUUCAGUUUCGUGUUUGCAGCGGGUUGGACACCCCUGCAGGGUCUUUAUGCUGUGGAGGUACUGAGAUAUGAGAGUAGAGCUAAGGGGAUGGCACUUUAUACUUUGGUGGGGAAUGUGGCGGGUUUUUAUAAUACUUUUGUGACUGGAAUUGCGUUUUCGAGGGUGGGUUGGAAGUAUUAUUAUUUGUUUAUCUUCUGGGAUUUGUUGGAAGUGGCUUUUAUUUACCUCGAAGAACUAACAGAAAUCUUCAACGCUGCAAAACCAGUCAAAUACUCAUUACGCAAAUCAGAAGUAUUAUUCCAUGGAAAUGAAGGCGUGACUGAGGUUUUUGAAAAGGAAAAGGAAAAGCAGAAUUCGGGUUGA